UGGAGUUUGUUUUUAGUUUCUUGUCCCACACUCAAUUAAUUAUCUCAUUCAAGACAGAAUUGCAUUAAUGCAUCUUUUCCAAAUGGUGAAGACAGAGCCAUGUUCUCUCUUCUAGUGUGUCCGACGCUUCAAGACCACAAGUUUGAAUGAUUUUUCAGAGAGGUUGCAACUCCUUCGUUGAUCUUUCUAUAUAUACACACUUAACUCAUUCUUUCUAUCAUCAACCAACAACAAGCAAAUCCAAUAACUUGAAUCUUUUCAUACAUCUUCAGAAGCUUUAAAAAGAUUUCAAACUUUGCAGACCAAAAUAAAUAGAAAUGGCUUUGGUGAGAAGUUUGUUGGGAGCAAAGAGGAUUCUAAGCCGCUCCACCACAGCAGCCUCGGCCGCACCAAAAGGGUUUCUUGCAGUGUACGUAGGAGAGAGCCAGAAGAAGAGAUAUUUGGUGCCAAUCUCAUAUUUAAACCAGCCUUCAUUCCAAGCUCUUCUCACUAAAUCCGAGGAAGAGUUUGGAUUUGAUCAUCCGAUGGGUGGCUUAACGAUUCCUUGCCCUGAAGAUACCUUCAUCAAUGUGACUUCUCGGCUCCAGUGAUGAUGAUCCUACAUUUUUUUUGUUCUUCCUAGUUUAGAAAUAGGCUUAUUCAUUGUAGAUAACUGAGCAUGUUUGCUCUUUCUUCUUGAAAGAGUUGUUCUAAAGGUUUAGAGAGUGAAUGCCAUUUUUAUGCGAAA
This is a messenger RNA of Camelina sativa (false flax), 727 nucleotides long. Lineage: Eukaryota; Viridiplantae; Streptophyta; Magnoliopsida; Brassicales; Brassicaceae. The record is from RefSeq and is a predicted model, not a curated record.